AUGUCCAUAAGCACAUAUGAUUUUUUAUUAAGUAAGGUUAAUAGGAGGCUUACGAAAAUUACGACAAAUUAUCGAUCUCCUAUAUCAGCAGAAGAAAGACUGGUAGUAACAUUAAGAUCGUUAGCAUUUGCUUUUCGAAUGGGAAAAUCUACAAUAAGCAACAUAGUUUUCGAAACCUGCCAAAUUAUUUGGGAAGAACUAGUGGAAGAAUUUAUGCCAAUUCCAACUGAGAACUGUUUAAAGAAAGUUAUAGCUGACUACUUUAAUCGAUGGAAAUUUCCAAAUUGUUUCGGUUCGAUAGAUGGAAAACACUGUCAAAUAAGAUGCCCACCAAAUUCUGGAUCUCAUUAUUUUAAUUAUCUACACUAUUUCUCUGUCAUGCUACAAGCUGUAGCAGGUGCGGACAAAAAAUUUUUAACCAUUGAAGUUGGAGGCCGUGGUGACGAAGCGUACCCUCUAAAAUCAUAUUUAAUGAGGCCUUAUCCGAGACGCGGACUUAAUCCCAAAAAAGAAUACUUUAACAAAUGCCUCUCCACUGCUAGAAAAUGUAUCGAGUGUGCUUUUGGAAUACUGUGUGCCAAAUGGCGUUUUUUAAAUAAAGACAUAGAAACACUGCCUGACAAAGCUUGCAUACUUAUUAAGUGUGCUUGCAUCCUGCAUAAUUUAGUAAGAGACAAAGAUGGCGACAGUGAUCUCCACUAUCGUCACAUAUCGGAGCAAUAUCAGGAAAAUAAUCAACCUGCCUUUAAUGGAAGAAGGAAUAAUCGAGGGAGUUCAAGAGCAAUUGAAAUUCGAGAACAACUUGCUGACUACUUAUUCCACUUGCCAACUUAA
This is a messenger RNA of Acanthoscelides obtectus, 834 nucleotides long. NCBI's taxonomy places the organism in Eukaryota, Metazoa, Arthropoda, Insecta, Coleoptera, Chrysomelidae. The record is from the annotation of a GenBank genome assembly.